Molecule: messenger RNA, 2503 nt
Organism: Papilio machaon (common yellow swallowtail)
Lineage: Eukaryota; Metazoa; Arthropoda; Insecta; Lepidoptera; Papilionidae
Product: protein KRI1 homolog
Exons: 11
Coding region: 89-2503 (804 amino acids)
Biological process (GO): endonucleolytic cleavage in ITS1 to separate SSU-rRNA from 5.8S rRNA and LSU-rRNA from tricistronic rRNA transcript (SSU-rRNA, 5.8S rRNA, LSU-rRNA)
Cellular component (GO): nucleolus; 90S preribosome
Source: RefSeq, a predicted model, not a curated record
UGACAUGUGUCAACAUGUGUUUGUAAGAAAUGAGGUUAAUUUAUUGUUGAUAAAUUAAUUCUUUUAUGUUAUGAAUUGAUGAAUAAAAAUGCCAAAAAAUAAAUUGUUUGAUGAAGAAUCCGAUGAGGAAGUAGCUAUUAAAACUGAAAAUGAAUACGCCAAAAGAUAUGAUGCUUGGCGGGAGAAGGAAGAAAAAUACAAAUUAGAGCAAAAAUAUGGGUCCAAAGCGUUAAAUUCUGAUGCGUCAAUAUCAUCGGACAGCGAAGAUGAGAGCGAUGAACCUUUGGAAGUAUCAGAAGAAACUGAGACACAAUUCCUGAAGACCCUCGCUCUGUUGAAGACGAAAGACCCGAGAAUAUAUGACCCUGGAUAUAAGUUCUUUGAUGAAAAAGUUGAAAAGGAAAAAGAAAAGGAUGACAAGAAGAAGAAAGUGGUUUUCACAGACAGUGAUGAUGAUGAUGAUGACAGUGGCAACAUAUUUAGCAUUGAAAAGAAAGCUGAGGUUGAUGAGGAAAAACAGGAACAGGAACACAAUAAAGAUGGCAAAUUAAAGGAUUAUCUUCUAGGCAAAGUGGAACAUGUAGAAGAGGAUGUGGAGAAAGAACUGGCUCCUCUGAAAGCUCUCUGGUCCGACCCCAAGCUUAAUGAGGGAGAAGCUUUCCUCAGAGAUUACAUAUUGAACAAAAGGUACCUGGAGGAGGGAGACGCGGGACCGGCGGGGGACAGGCUGCGCGACGACGCCGAUCUGGAAGCAGAUGAGGAGAUUGUGGAGGAGCAGGGCAAGUUUGAGCGAGCGUACAACUUUAGAUUUGAAGAGCCCGAUGAUGAAUAUUUGAAACGUUUCCCGAGAACGAUGAACUACAUCCGGCCGAAGGACGACAAACGUUCUCGCAAGCGCGCGGAGGUGCGCGCGCGCAAGGAGGCGGAGAAGCGCAGCAAGAUGGAGGAGAUCGCGCGGCUGAAGGCGCUCAAGUUGAAGGAGGUGCAGGAGAAGAUCGCCAAGCUGAAGGAGGUCACCGGGAACCAGGAACUGGCGUUUAAUGAUGAAGAUAUAGAGGGUGACUUCGACCCCGAGGAGCACGACCGCCGCAUGCGCGCUAUCUUCGACGAGCAGUACUACGGAGAGGCAGACGACAAGAAACCUGAAUUCCCCGACCUGGACGAGGAAUUGGAGAUCGAAAAUUGGGACAAGUACGAGGAUGAGUUUGGUCAAGAUGUGGAGGCGGAGGGCGCGGCGGAGGGCCCGCACUGCGAGGAUCAAGACUUUAAUAUGGACGCGGACUACGAUCCGAAGAAAGCGCGAGAGAAUCUUCUAGAAGAAUUGAAACGUGGCAUGGUGAAGAAGCGUAGGAAUAGAAAGAAGAAGUCAAAGCUCGCUCAGCUGCUGGAGGAGGAGAAGCCAAAGUUCGUGCCCGAAGCGGAGAGAAGCUACGCUCAGUUCAUGGAGGAGUACUACAAGAUGGAUUGUGAAGAUGUCAUCGGAGGAGAUCUGCCCACCAGGUUCAAGUACAGAGAAGUGGUGCCCAAUGACUACGGACUGUCUAUUGAGGAGAUUCUUCUAGCAGAUGACAAAGAGCUGACGCAGUGGGUGCCGCUCAAGAAGAUCGUGAAGCACCGCCCGCCCGCCGCGGAGAAGGGCGAGGUGAAGACAUACGCCAUCAAGGCCUCGGACCUGCAGCUCAAGAAGAAAAUAUUACCCAGUCUGUUUAAAGAAUUACCACAAGAACCAGAACUAGUAGUUCCAGUAGAAGCUAGCAAAAAGAAAAAGAAGAAGAAGAAAUCAAAAGAAAGUAAAGUGGAAAACAAAGAAGCUGAUAAAAAUGAGGUGAGAGAAAACAGCACUGAAAGCACUGUUGGUGACAAAAUAAAUUUAAAUGUUAAACAUAAAAACAAGAAAUCCAAGGAAAAUGAUGUUAAUAAUAUUAAGAGUGAGGAAAGUUCCGAGAAAACAGACUUAGUCAGCGAAGUUGAGGAAAUCACAGCAAAUACAGAAGUUAAAAGUAAAAAGAAGAAAAAGAAUAAAGGUAAUCAAGGUAUUGAAGAUCUCGAAAGUAAUGAAGUAGAAGAAAGUAAAAAUACUGACACAGUUCUGGGAGAAAAGAAAAAGAAACACAAAAUUAACUUUGUUGUUGAAAGUUUAUCUAAAGAUGAAGAGCCGAGCACAUCAAGUGAUGUAGCACAAAAUUUCCAGUCUAAAGGAAAAAAGAAUAAGGCAAAUUCGAUAACAGAAAAACUAGAACCACAAGGUGGUAAAUUAAAAAGAAAAUCGGAGCCAAACUCGAAUGAGACGAACGAAGUCCCGAAAAAGAAGAACAAACCAAAUCAAACGAACGGAAAAACUUUCAAAAAAAAUAAAAAUCAAACUAAAAAGAAAAACAAGUUUAAAGGCAAUCAAGAUGAAAAACCAGAAAAUCCAUUGAACAAGUUGUCAGACGAGAGAUUGAAAGCUUAUGGAUUGAACCCCAAGAAGUACAGAGGUUUCUUAAAAUAUAAGAAGUUUUAA